AUGGAGAAAUCUCCCUUGAACAGGUUCCCGUGGGAAUCUGAUGUGCCUCAGGGCGCAUUCUGGGACAGCCUCUCCAAUGAUAACUUGGGACGCCAAUUUCUUCGCGUGUUCAGUGCUGACGAGACAAUUGCUCUGAGUCUUGAUAACAUGGCUCAUCUUGACAAAGUCGCCAAGCUUCAACUACUCGAGUCCUUGAUUCUUGAUAGAAUGAGGAACAAGCCACUUCCUCAUGUCCCAGAGUCUCUGAGCUCCAAUGACUUCUACAAUAUAUGGCAUCGUCGCGAAUUUUUACUUGCUCAUGUGCAGCGAGAGCAAGGAGCUACGAAGAUGGUUGAGGCAGAGCAGCGAUAUCGCACGAUGAUUGACAUAUGGGGCAAACGGAACGAUCCUGACAAGAAAUGGCCUCAGGACCUUGGCUCCAUCGACAAUUUGUUCAUUAUUCUAGCUCAGCAAAAUCGGUUUUCUGAGGCAGAGCUGCUAGCCAAGGAGCUAAUAGGAUUGAUUCGUCAAUGCCCCGACCUUGGCUAUGGAUCUCCAAUGAAUAUCGGAAUCAUGCUGAAGUUGAUGGAUAUCUUCGGGAAGCAGGGCAAAUACGACGAGGCUCUUGCUCUGAAUGCCGAGGGUUAUGCGGCAAUAGACAUCAUGGCCAAAGGAAUGUUUGCGAAGUACGUUGAUACCCAGCGGAAGUCACUCGAUCAGAUGAAAAGGGCUUUGGAGGAGCAUAGAUCGUGGGAGUCGGGCUAUCUUAUAAUCCGCUAA
This is a messenger RNA of Phaeoacremonium minimum UCRPA7, 759 nucleotides long. Its product is annotated as putative kinesin light chain protein. The transcript has a single exon. Gene Ontology annotation, molecular function: protein binding. Lineage: Eukaryota; Fungi; Ascomycota; Sordariomycetes; Togniniales; Togniniaceae. The record is from RefSeq and is a predicted model, not a curated record. The coding region runs from base 1 to 759 and encodes 252 amino acids.